Kluyveromyces lactis is the source of this 4956-nucleotide messenger RNA. RefSeq names its product Hir3p (gene HIR3). Gene Ontology annotation, biological process: chromatin organization. Bases 1 to 4956 code for a protein of 1651 amino acids. Lineage: Eukaryota; Fungi; Ascomycota; Saccharomycetes; Saccharomycetales; Saccharomycetaceae. Gene Ontology annotation, cellular component: HIR complex; nucleus. Gene Ontology annotation, molecular function: nucleosome binding. The record is from RefSeq and is a predicted model, not a curated record. The transcript has a single exon.
AUGUCAUCAUUUGCUGCACUCAAUUUGAGUACCAACGAAAAUGCUGAUGAGUCGAAGGACCAUAGUCGAGAAUUGCAGGUUGAAGAGAGUUCGAAAAUAUUUCAAUUGGCGUUAAUUCAAUUGAAGGCAAAACGUUUCGACGAUGCUAAAGAGACAUUUGACAGGUUAUUUGAAAUAGAUGUCAUCAAACCGAAUAAAUGGGGUCUAUACGAGUAUUCUUCACCUACUCUCGAUUCGCUUCGAUACCUUGCGUAUAGAAAUAGGGGAAUACUACACUACCAAUAUGCGAAAGAGAAUUUUAAGCAGAUGGAAUCCGAUGAUGUCGUAGAACACAUACUGAAAACGCUUGAAUGCUUAUUGGAAUCUUUACAACACGGCGAGGCGGAUAAUACGGUUACUCACUUACUUUUGAAGAUUUUUUGGAGUUUCAACAGUACGAAAUUGUCUAGAACCAUUCUAGAAUACGAACUUACUAGAUCCCCAGAGGAGAUACGUCUUCUAUCAUCAUUGAGUGCCAUGUUCAAAGAUCAGAAAAGGGUCUUUAAACAAUAUUCUCAGUUACUUAAAAAAUUGCAUGUUACAUCACUACCACAGAAUAUUCCAACGGCUGUCGAAGCAGUAUUAAAUUGUAUCGAAACAUGUGAUGUAGAAGAAGGACAAAUUGAGCCUUUACUCAAGGAUAUCAAAGCUAUGAAAACUGAAGAUGAUGAAAUACUAAAAGAAUUAGACGGGUCAAAUUUAAACCUCAAUGAAUUAAGCUGGGAAGAGCUGGGUGUAAGCUUAAGGAGCUUGGUUCCGAAAACAAAAGUGGUUAAUAUUCUCGGAAGAAAAUCAGAUACUUACAGUGAUCUUGAGGCACCCAUCGAAUAUGUUUCUUUCACAACCGACGAAUUUAUGGAAAAGCUCAGUGAUUCAUCAAAUGAAUCUCCUGGGCAUUCUCCUGAGCAUUUUGAGGAUGCUGUAAGUGUGAUGCCUGAGACGAACAAUAUAGAGGUGUCAGUUGAAAGAGAACCUUCCGCGAAAAGGCAAGAUUCAACCGACAGGCCAGCACAGAGAUCUAGUAAGAGGUUUAAAGAGAGAGAAAAAGUCCAAGAACCCGACGUUGAACAACAGGUGGAAUUUCAUACUUACAUUAUAAAUGAAAUAAAUCAAUCGUUACAUGUUUCAGGAAUUGAGAAAGAUAUUUCGAUCGAAGAACUUGAUCCAAACAACGUAGCAAAGAGGCAAGAAUUAUGCAUGUCAGACUUUUACGACUGCCUAACGUCAUGGACAAAUAAACACACGGAAUUUCUCAAGCAAGGUCAGGAAAAUUUUUCAGUCAAAGGAUCAACGGAUGAUUUUACUCAGCUAACAAUGCUUUUGCGAAGCAGUAUGUUUUCUGGUGAUGUAGAGCCAACAGAUUCCCUCUCGGAAAUAGAGGCUGAGGACGUUAGGCGUUUCAUACGGGAUGUCAAUGAUAAGAAACUUCAUUUUCAUGCUGUACGUUUCCUUUUCAUCAAAGAAUUACUAAAACUGAGAGAAGACGGCACUUGUUUAGUUACAGAUUAUUUUUGGAGUCCAGCAUUGUAUGAGGUGGUGGAAUUUUUCUCAAUGGCCAUAGAAGUGAAUCUCUAUCAAAUGAUAGAACCAUCUACGGAUGAAUCAACUGUUUCAAUAGCUGUAUCAAUUUUUGAAAUCAUGACAAAUAUGAUGGGAAAUAUCUGUAACGAUCUUGCUAAUAAAAAGGCGCAGGGGCAAAAAUACAAUGAACUUGAAUCGCAACGUAAUAAAUUACAGAGAAAGAUAGUUAGAUGGUAUGAAAUGCUGCUAUCAAAACCUCUUUCUACGAAGUUAAAAUUCAGGUUUCAAUGGUCACAUUUUUCUUGUUUACAGUGUACCACUGAUGUCACGAACAGUACUCUCAUAACGACCAUCGAAGACAUUGAAAACAGCCUUAAAGAAUUUCCAGAUUUUGGUACCGUAGCGUACAGUAACUACAAUAACAUAUCAUCACUAAGCUUAAAGACAGUUCAGAGUCAAUUUUCUAAAAUCAAGAUGUUACGCCGAUUUACUAUUGUAGAUAUCGAAAAUGAAGAUGAAGAUAAUACGCACAAAGACUAUAUCGAGCACUUGUACUGCAUAUUAAACCAAAUACCUUGUGAGGGAACAGAUUUCCAAUCAUUGUUAAGCUUUGUGAAUACUUCACCAUUCCUAAUGAAACUUAAACUUUGGAAGCUGCUUCUCAACUAUUUCGCCAGUAGAAAAGACCAACUUAGGUUCCAAAACUGUUUUUUCAGUUCGAUCAAGUUUUUACUAGCUAGAUUGUCCUCUGAAGAGUAUCAAAUACAAUCACAACUUCAACGCCAGCAAACCCUUCUUUCUACGUUAACACACAUCGGGGAGUUUUCAAAACGGUUCUUUCAAGUUCUAUGUGAUAACUGGGAUAUGUCAUUAAAGAAUCCUAGCAGAGACCAGCUACAGGUUUUAGUCUCAAUUUUCAGGCUUCUAUACCCUUUAGUUUUCUAUGAAACGUUGACAGAAAAGAACGCAUCAUUGAAAUCCUUCUUCAAGAAGGCAGUUAAAUCUUCUAUCACGAUACAGGAUAUCUUCUUGACAGUGGCAUCGCUCAUGAUCUUAUGCCACAAAUUCAUUACAUUAGAGAAAGAAAACGCAAAAGAAGAAUUCACUGGUAGCAUUAUUGACUUAAUAUCAGCUUUACAUAUGCUUGCUGGCAAGUUUGAGUUUUGUGAUAGAUUUGAUGGAAACUUCUUAAAAGUACAAGAAAAGCUCUUAUGCGAAUUUUCCAACGAUUCUGCUUUUACACACUUGAAACGCGAAUUAUGGUGUCGUUAUCAUAUAUCCAUUGGCUUAGAUAAUCCAGAAGAUCAACAUCAAACGCAUGCACAGCCAAUGGUCAAAGCGAAUGCUAUAAUGCUUUCAAAUUACUUCAUCAAAUUCCAAUACCAGGAUAGGAAUAUUCUAGUUCUGAGCAAUAACAGGUCAAACUUUAAGCAGUUCUUUGAAACGGUUAUGGAGUUAAUCGGCGAUAUAGAUUACGAAGCAAAUCACGUCCUAUCUCGAAAUGAAUACUUUUUCAAUCAGUAUUUCACUGCUCCAAUAACGCUAAAGACCAUACGUGAUGCUUAUGCAGGCGAAUUUGAAAUAGAAUUCACCAGUCCCAACGAUGAUUUACAAUCCGGUGUUGAUGGUGGAUUGUUUUACGUGUCAGCAGUUCACGCCUUGAACCAAUAUAAGGCGAGAAAAAAGUCUAUGCAAGCUCGUCCUUCGGAACUCGAUGCCAUUAUCUCUACACUAACAACUGAUAUUUUAUAUAAUACGAAAAGGUUUGAGAGUUGGUACUUAUUAGGAAAGUGUUAUUCAUUCGUUGUCGAAGACGAUUUAACAUGGACCUCCGACAAACUUGCAUCCAGGGAUAAGAAACAGGCAACAGCAUUUGCAGAAAAAAAGGCUAUCUUAUGCUAUUUGAUGGCGCUUAGUCUCUACCUUUCAACCUUCAAAGAGACAACAUCCGAACAAAUGAAAAAUGACAAUAAAAUCGUAUUCAGAAACCUUUUAGAAUCCCUUGGCAAGGAGAUGCUUCAGGCAUACGUAAAACCAAUGAGUUCUAUGAGCUAUACAUGGAAACUGAAACCCGUACUAGUAUUAAAAGCAGAUGGCAGCCUUGAAAACCUACCGAUUAGCUACAAGCCCAGUAUUUCUGAAACAAAUAUCCUCAGAUGCAUACUGAUGAUCCUCGCGAAGGCGGAUACGCUAUAUAAUAAAGAUGAGGAAAGGAAUUGGAUGAAUCCGUUCUAUAUUUCGAAAGUCCAUUUCAAAACUGAUAGGAAACUUUUUAAGGAAAGUGGCAUAUGCCUUUUACAAGAUUCCUGUAGACUUGCGUUGCUCCAAUCAUCUGUCUCGGGUAGCGAUAAUAUUUUAGAAGCACAUUACGCAUUGGUUAGUUACUGCUAUAAAUGCUUCAAGGAUAGAACAUUCUCUCUUGCAGAAGCAAUUUCUCACUUGAGAGAGGAUAAUGGUUUCUUUGGGCUUCCUGAAGAAGAAUGGCAAGUAGAGGAUGAUAAAUCAUUCUUCAACUUGAUAAUCAGACUUCUAAAAUACAUUUUGUCAAAAGAUAAACAAAAGUGGCAACAUAGACCAAUUUACAGAAUUGCUCAGAUCAAAUACACUGAAUUUGAAGAUACGGAUGGGGCUAUGAAGGAGAUGAAUAAAUUGCUAGCUCUGAAAUCUGUAAACAAAAAUGUUGUCAACAUUUGGAAACCAGAGAACGAACUUCCGGGUAAACAUUUCGUGUAUGCCUACCAAUACGUGUUAUUUUAUAUGGAUCUUCUUAAUGAGAAGCAUGACUUCAUGGCUAUCGGAGGCAUGGUAAAAAAACUAAGAAGGUUUGGGUCUGGGAUGAUCAACUCACAAGAUGCCAUUAAUAAAGCUGUGGAACUUUUUGUAAAUGGUGCAAAAGUCAAGUUAUCUUUAAAUGAAAAGGAACAUGGAGAAUUGUUAAUGCAGCGCAUUCCUUUCCCAGAAUUUGUCGAAUUGAGUGAAGAGCUAUUUAAUGCUUUCAAAAAGGGUGAUUAUCAAUCAGAUGUAUUGGAUGUCUUCUUACUUGCAUACAACCUCAAAAAAGGUACAAACUCAAUACAAUUUGACGGUGUUUGCAUUACAAUAUACUUCAAAUAUUUCUACUGUCCAUUCGUAGAAAACAAGAAGCAAUCUACUCCAUAUCCUGCACCAAUAAUCGAAGGAAUCAGUGGACCUCAGCCAGAAAAUUCACCAUCUCAACAACUACCUCAAUCUCAGUCGCAGCCUCAGUUGCCCAGGUCACCUUCACCAAAUACCGCGAACAAUAAAGAAAAAACAGCAAAGACUCCAGUAAAAAACCCGACUAGCAUCCGUAAAAGGGUCAGCAAGAGAGAUGUCUUUGAUAGAGUUGUGAAAUUAAUAGAGAAAAGGCUCUCGUGA